This is a messenger RNA of Cynocephalus volans (Philippine flying lemur), 594 nucleotides long. RefSeq names its product parvalbumin like EF-hand containing (gene PVALEF). Gene Ontology annotation, cellular component: cytoplasm. Gene Ontology annotation, molecular function: calcium ion binding. NCBI's taxonomy places the organism in Eukaryota, Metazoa, Chordata, Mammalia, Dermoptera, Cynocephalidae. The transcript has 7 exons. The record is from RefSeq and is a predicted model, not a curated record.
AUGAGGAGGGAGGCCUUUCCGGGCACUGAGAGCAGCCCCCAAGAAGCUGGGCAGGGGACCCAUGGGGCCGGCGUGUAUGCUGACCCUGUCCUGCCCCCACCUGUACGCUGGCUGCAGGAGGCGGCCAUUGCCUGUGCCCAGAUCCCCGUCCUCCUGGCUGCAAUCCCAGUCAGCCUCGGUGGCCUGGGUCAGACGGACAAGGACUUCUCUUCCUAGAUGAAGAAAAUGGCCCAGGUGCUAGGCAUGUCCCUGUCAGACAAGGACACAGAGCUGCUGCCCGUGGACAUGAGGCACCAGGGGUCCUUCAACUAUGUCAAGUUCUUUGAGCACAUGCGGAGAUUCCAGGCCUCUGCGCAGCUGGAGAGCGUCAUCCACGAGACCUACCAGACCCUGGACAAGGACAGGAGAGGCUUCGUCGAGUGGAAUGAGAAAAAGUACAACCUGUCCGCCUUCCCCAGCAGCGGGCCAGCCGCCCCACUGACUGAGGAAGUGGCCCAGGCCCUGAUCCAGGUGGCCAACACAGAUGGGGACGGGAGGAUUGACUACAAAGAAUUUUCUGAAUUGAUCGAAAAGGAGAAAAUUCGAAAGAAGUAG